Molecule: messenger RNA, 1654 nt
Organism: Amphimedon queenslandica
Lineage: Eukaryota; Metazoa; Porifera; Demospongiae; Haplosclerida; Niphatidae
Product: DNA nucleotidylexotransferase-like
Exons: 17
Coding region: 32-1564 (510 amino acids)
Biological process (GO): double-strand break repair via nonhomologous end joining
Cellular component (GO): nucleus
Molecular function (GO): DNA-directed DNA polymerase activity; DNA binding
Source: RefSeq, a predicted model, not a curated record
UUGAGGUGGGGAAGCUCCUCCUUUAAUCUCCAUGGACUCAAAGAGGAGGAAACAAGAUGAGGGAGAGUGUGAUCACGUGAGCAAGAGACACCAAGGGGAAAAGGAGGAUGAGGGAAGGAGGUCAGAACAGGUCCUGUAUCUAGUAAAGAACAAGCUAACAGCAAAACAUUGCAAUCAUUUGAAAUCCUUAGCUUCUAAAAAUGGAAUUUCAGUCACCGAAACUUUCAAUAACAACGUUACCCAUAUUGUCACUGUCCUUCCUAGCCUUGAGCGUGUCAAGGAAGUUCUUGGAAAGUCAGACUUUGGGAGUACAGACGUAGUGACUUUAGACUGGCUGACGGCCUGUUUCAUUGAGGGUAGAUAUGUCCAGGUUACUGAUCAGUAUCGGCUCAAGGAGGUCAGGACUGAAGCAGUUCAAACUAGUGAGAAAAAAGAAUCAGCUGCUAAUGUUGCAGAAAUUACAGCAUAUGAAUGUCAGAGACCAACACUGCUGAAGCACCACAACCCACACAUCACUGAAGCAUUGGAGCUUUUAGAGAAGUAUUACCAGUUCCUUGAUCACAAGCAAGGUGACACUAGGGCAUUAGCUUUCAGACAAGCAUCUUGUACCAUUAAGGCAUUACCAAAAAGAGUCACCAGGGUGGAGGAGGUUCGUAAUUUGCAUAGAAUUGGGAAACACUCCAUUAGUGUGAUUGAAGAUAUUGUAUUGCAUGGGACCUCAGAAGAAGUUGAAGACAUUCGUCAGAGUGACUGGUUCAAGUGCAUGGAGUUAUUUACUUCAGUGUAUGGGUGUGGCCCUGCAACUGCUGAUAAAUGGUAUAAGAAAGGUUUCAGGACUAUAGACGAAAUAAAAACCUCUGAGACAUUAGAGUUAAGAGAGUUACAAAAAUUAGGAUUAUUAUAUUACGAGGAUCUGUCCAAAUCAAUACCAAGAGAUGAAGUUGAGGUUAUAAUAGAAAUAAUAAAGAAAGAGGUUAGUGAAUGCUGUCCUGAGACUCAAGUUGAAGCAGUUGGCGGAUACAGGCGUGGUAAAUCACACAGUCAUGAUGUUGAUCUGCUACUUACACACAAGGACUCAUCAAUCACAGCUACUCUACUUGAAUCUGUUGUCAGCCAUCUUAAAGCAAAGGACAUGAUAAUACAUGCAAGUGUGUACGUGGGUCAGAAUACCCUCUCUCGUGUGAGCGAAACACACGAUAGCUCAGCUCAACCAACUUACACUAGUGAAGGACAGCAAAUCAAGAGAGUUCAGUUUGAUCAUUUAGAUAAAGCAUUUUGUAUCAUGAAACUAACAAGGUCUCAUGACAAGACUCCAUUAAUAAGACGAGUUGAUCUCAUUGUCACUCCACCUGAUCAGUAUCCCUUUUCUCUUGUCAGCUGGACUGGCUCAAAACAAUUUAAUCGAUCUUUAAGAAGAUAUUCUGUGAAGGAGUGCUCAAAAACAGUCACUGCUCAUGGUAUUUUUGAUAUAAUUGAGAGAAAAUUUUCAACGGCAAAGACAGAAAGAGACAUAUUUGACAUUUUAAAAUUAAAUUAUUUAGAGCCUUGGGAGAGAAACUGCUGACCUUUCAAGAAUGUCAGCAGCUAUAACUCCCUUUUAUCUAUAAUAUAUACACUCUAAUGACUCUAUAUAAAAAAUUGUUUGAACAAUUCA